Molecule: messenger RNA, 807 nt
Organism: Sclerotinia borealis F-4128
Lineage: Eukaryota; Fungi; Ascomycota; Leotiomycetes; Helotiales; Sclerotiniaceae
Source: the annotation of a GenBank genome assembly
AUGAAAACAUACCAGCUCGUCAAGAGCGAUAUUCAUGCUGAGAACGAAGCUUUGGAGGGCGAUUUCAAAGUCACCCCGGCCGCCAAUCAAAUUUUCAAUUAUCGCUCUAUUCUUAUUGGAGUGGUAAUCGGUUUUCUUUCGAAUUUUGUCACAUAUGAAAUUGUGUCCAUGAACUCAAAAAUUGAUAGCUGCACACGAAAGAUGUCAAUCUGGUCACCAGCGCUCUCAAGAUUUAACGACGACGAAAUAUCAUCCCGACGUUUUGUCGGAGCUCUCCGAGCGCCUAAUAAGUUCCGCGGUUCUCCAAGUCCAGAAAUCGAUGAUGCGUGGGAAGAAAUAACGUAUCCUGAGGGAGGGUUGGUACGCAUAUCGAAAGAGCAGCUUGGGAGAAUCAACGCGUCUGAGUAUGCGGCUGAGUAUACUGAGAAGAUGGGAGGAGGAUAUAUCGCUGGGAUUGAGGUUUUUCAUCAGCUUCAUUGUUUGAAUAUGAUACGGAAAUAUACCCAUUUGGAUUAUUAUCUUUCGAAAAACGUGGAAUGGGAAAGUGAUCCGGAUACCUUUAGAUAUCAUAUUGACCAUUGCAUAGAUAUGCUGCGUCAAAAGCUCAUGUGUGAUCCGGACGUCGGUAUUAUAACGUAUGUAUGGGCCAAGGACUGGAAACAACCAUUUCCCGAUUUCAAUACCGUUCACAUGUGUCGGCCGUACUCAAACGUGAUAAACUGGGCACAAGAGAACCGUGUUCAUAACAGAAAUGUUGCCGAUUUGGAACGCGCUCCCGGGGCCCUCGAGCUUGACGCUCGCCCUUAG